UAAAUUUAUUUUUCUGUAACUAAAAAAUAAAAUUUUGUUUAAUUUAUUUCAGAGAGGUAAGAUACCCCUGUUGCUAGCUGUCGAAGCUGGUAACCAGUCUAUGUGCAGAGAAUUGUUAAGCGCACAAACGGCGGAACAGCUGAAGGCGCAAUCAGCCAAUGGAGACACGGCUCUUCAUUUAGCAGUACGACGAAAGGAUAUUGACAUGGUAAGGAUACUGGUUGAUUAUGGUACAAGCGUGGACAUUCGAAAUGGCGAAGGUCAGACCCCACUACAUAUCGCUGCUGCAGAAGGUGACGAAGUUCUGGUCAAGUAUUUCUAUGGAGUAAGGGCAUCGGCUAGUGUUACAGACAAUCAAGAUAGAACACCUAUGCACUUAGGAAAAACAUAAAAUUUCGAGGCAUAAAACUCUAGCUUUUAUUGAAAAAUUGUUUACUUUUCC
Diabrotica balteata is the source of this 442-nucleotide messenger RNA. The record is from the annotation of a GenBank genome assembly. NCBI's taxonomy places the organism in Eukaryota, Metazoa, Arthropoda, Insecta, Coleoptera, Chrysomelidae.